Messenger RNA from Harmonia axyridis, 1788 nucleotides. RefSeq names its product ATP synthase subunit beta, mitochondrial (gene ATPsynbeta). The coding region runs from base 86 to 1639 and encodes 517 amino acids. The transcript has 5 exons. Lineage: Eukaryota; Metazoa; Arthropoda; Insecta; Coleoptera; Coccinellidae. The record is from RefSeq and is a predicted model, not a curated record. Gene Ontology annotation, molecular function: ATP hydrolysis activity; ATP binding; proton-transporting ATP synthase activity, rotational mechanism. Gene Ontology annotation, biological process: proton motive force-driven mitochondrial ATP synthesis; proton transmembrane transport.
AGCGCCUUCUUGCCAACUUGAUACUAAUUUUUCCACACUGGUUAAGAGGUGCGGUAGAGUUUUUCGAGUAAACUACUUGCCGACCAUGUUGAAUGCUAUAAGUCGAGGAUCCAGCCAUUUGGCUGGAAAAACUGUGGAAAAAUUAACCGCAGAAACUUUGAAAGUCGUGAGCGUUCUCAAUGGAAACAAACGUGGUUUGGCAGCAAAAGCCGCCGCCUCUGCUAAAGGCAAUGGAAAGGUAGUAGCAGUCAUUGGUGCUGUCGUUGAUGUACAAUUUGAUGAUGCUUUACCUCCAAUCCUCAACGCUCUGGAGGUGGAGAACCGCAGUCCAAGAUUGGUUUUGGAAGUGGCCCAACAUUUAGGAGAAAACACAGUACGUACCAUUGCUAUGGAUGGUACUGAAGGUCUUGUUCGAGGACAAAAAGUCAAUGAUACCGGUUAUCCAAUCCGUAUCCCAGUAGGUGCUGAAACCUUGGGACGUAUUAUGAAUGUAAUUGGUGAACCUAUCGACGAGAGGGGCCCCAUUCCAACUGACAAACUUGCUUCAAUCCAUGCUGAAGCUCCAGAAUUCGUUGACAUGAGUGUAGAACAAGAGAUUUUGGUCACUGGUAUCAAGGUUGUAGAUUUACUUGCCCCCUAUGCAAAGGGAGGUAAGAUUGGUCUCUUCGGAGGUGCUGGUGUAGGAAAGACUGUACUCAUUAUGGAACUGAUCAACAAUGUUGCUAAAGCCCAUGGUGGUUAUUCUGUAUUUGCCGGUGUAGGAGAACGUACCCGUGAAGGAAAUGAUUUAUAUCAUGAAAUGAUUGAGUCAGGUGUCAUUUCUUUGAAGGAUAAGACCUCAAAAGUAGCUCUUGUAUAUGGACAGAUGAAUGAACCCCCAGGCGCACGUGCUCGUGUUGCUUUGACCGGUUUAACUGUAGCUGAAUAUUUCAGAGAUCAAGAAGGACAGGAUGUAUUGCUUUUCAUCGAUAAUAUUUUCAGAUUUACCCAAGCCGGUUCAGAGGUAUCUGCCCUUUUGGGUCGUAUCCCCUCUGCUGUAGGUUAUCAACCAACUUUGGCAACUGAUAUGGGUAGUAUGCAGGAACGUAUCACAACCACCAAGAAAGGUUCCAUUACCUCUGUCCAAGCUAUUUAUGUACCAGCUGACGAUUUAACAGAUCCCGCUCCAGCUACCACUUUUGCUCACUUGGACGCCACUACUGUAUUAUCCCGUGCAAUUGCAGAAUUGGGUAUCUAUCCAGCUGUCGAUCCCCUUGACUCCACUUCACGUAUCAUGGACCCCAAUGUAAUUGGCCAAGAGCAUUAUAAUGUAGCUCGUGGUGUCCAAAAGAUCUUGCAAGAUUACAAAUCUCUUCAGGAUAUCAUCGCCAUUUUGGGUAUGGAUGAGUUGUCAGAAGAUGACAAGUUGACAGUAGCUAGAGCACGUAAAAUCCAACGUUUCCUAUCCCAACCUUUCCAAGUUGCUGAAGUUUUCACUGGUCAUGCUGGAAAGUUGGUGCCACUUGAAGAAACCAUCAAGGGAUUCCAGAAAAUAUUGAAGGGAGAAUUGGAUCACUUACCUGAAGUUGCAUUCUACAUGGUUGGGCCAAUUGAGGAAGUUGUAGAAAAGGCUGAAAGAUUAGCUAAGGAAGCUAACUAAAAAGCACUUAUUUCUGCGAAGUCUAAUAAUAACUUAGAUUGGAAUUUUUUUACAUCUUGUAUCAUUUGAUCGAAACCUCAUCUUGUAUGCUAUAAAAAGUGUAUGAUGUUAUACUUUACUUUUAAAUAAAAUAAUUAAAUAGGUUGUUA